AUGGCUAGGCUUCUAGUUCAUUCUGCUAAUGUUCCUGCUGCUGCUUCUCGUCUAAGGCAUCGUCAAUAUGAAGAAUCUAAAAAAUCAAGAGCUUCCUCUGUCAAAAUGAUGUGUAGCUUACCAUCACGGGGUUUGGUAAUUAAUGGGUACUCAGGAUUGCGAAGUGCAAACUGUUUAGAUACAUUAUUGUGCCAUGGACAGUCUUUCCAUUCUAAGGUUGCAAUUAAAAUCUCUCCUGGGCAGCGAAAGGCUAAGCGAUUUGGACCUAGAGCUAUGUUUGAACGUUUUACAGAAAAAGCAAUCAAAGUAAUUAUGCUUGCCCAAGAGGAAGCGAGACGGCUUGGUCAUAAUUUUGUUGGAACAGAACAAAUCCUGUUGGGUCUUAUUGGUGAAGGAACUGGAAUUGCUGCAAAGGUUCUCAAAUCUAUGGGAAUCAAUCUUAAGGAUGCACGUGUAGAAGUGGAGAAGAUUAUUGGGAGGGGCAGUGGAUUUGUUGCUGUGGAAAUUCCAUUCACUCCUCGUGCCAAGCGUGUUUUGGAACUAUCAUUGGAGGAAGCCCGCCAACUUGGUCAUAACUAUAUUGGAUCUGAGCACUUGCUUCUCGGGUUACUUCGUGAAGGUGAAGGUGUAGCGGCCCGUGUUCUUGAGAAUUUAGGUGCUGAUCCUAGUAACAUCCGAACACAGGUCAUUCGUAUGGUGGGUGAGAGCACAGAAAACCUGGCUGGUUCCACUGUUGGACCUGGAAGCAGUAACAACAAGAUGCCUACACUUGAGGAAUAUGGAACUAAUUUGACUAAGCUAGCAGAGGAGGGUAAAUUGGAUCCUGUUGUUGGAAGACAGCCACAAAUAGAACGUGUCAUCCAAAUCCUGGGCCGAAGAACUAAGAAUAACCCUUGUCUUAUUGGAGAACCAGGAGUUGGGAAAACAGCAAUUGCUGAAGGUCUUGCUCAGAGAAUAGCGACUGGUGAUGUUCCUGAGACAAUUGAGCGAAAGAAGGUUAUCACCCUUGAUAUGGGCCUUCUUGUUGCUGGAACUAAAUACCGUGGAGAGUUUGAGGAAAGAUUAAAGAAGCUAAUGGAGGAAAUCAAACAGAGUGAUGAAAUAAUUCUCUUUAUUGAUGAGGUGCAUACCCUGAUAGGGGCAGGAGCAGCAGAAGGGGCUAUUGAUGCUGCUAAUAUCUUGAAACCAGCUCUUGCGAGAGGUGAAUUGCAGUGUAUUGGAGCUACAACCCUAGAUGAAUACAGAAAGCACGUUGAGAAGGACCCUGCUUUAGAAAGACGUUUCCAGCCAGUUAAAGUACCCGAGCCAUCAGUAGAGGAAACGAUUCAGAUUUUGAAAGGACUUCGUGAGCGAUAUGAGAUCCACCACAAGCUUCGUUACACAGAUGAGGCCUUAGUAGCUGCUGCUCAGUUGUCAUACCAGUACAUCAGUGAUCGUUUUCUGCCAGACAAGGCAAUUGAUUUGAUCGAUGAAGCUGGUUCUCGGGUCCGGCUUCGUCAUGCACAGGUCCCUGAGGAAGCAAGAGAGCUUGAGAAAGAGGUCAGGCAAAUCACAAAGGAAAAGGAUGAAGCUGUCCGCGGCCAAGACUUUGAAAAGGCUGGGGAACUGCGAGACAGAGAAAUGGACCUCAGAGCCCAGAUUGCAGCUAUUGUUGAGAAAGGCAAAGAGAUGAGCAAAGCUGAGACUGAGGCAGGGGAUGUAGGUCCCAUUGUCAAUGAAUCAGACAUUCAGCACAUCGUCUCUGCUUGGACUGGCAUUCCCGUAGAGAAAGUAUCCACAGAUGAAUCUGAUCGUCUCCUCAAGAUGGAAGACACCCUUCACAAGCGAGUCAUUGGUCAGGAUGAAGCUGUCAAGGCAAUCAGUCGUGCCAUCCGCCGAGCUCGUGUUGGACUUAAGAAUCCCAAUCGACCAAUUGCUAGCUUCAUCUUUUCUGGUCCAACUGGUGUUGGGAAGUCGGAACUGGCAAAAGCACUAGCUGCCUACUACUUUGGCUCCGAAGAAGCCAUGAUCCGACUUGACAUGAGUGAGUACAUGGAAAGACAUACUGUUGCCAAGCUAAUUGGUUCACCUCCUGGCUAUGUUGGUUACACCGAGGGUGGCCAGUUGACAGAGGCUGUUCGGCGUCGUCCUUACACUGUGGUCCUCUAUGAUGAGAUUGAGAAGGCCCAUCCUGAUGUCUUCAACAUUAUGCUUCAAAUUCUCGAAGAUGGAAGGUUGACAGACAGCAAGGGCAGGACUGUGGACUUCAAAAAUACCCUCCUGAUAAUGACUUCAAAUGUUGGUAGCAGUGUUAUUGAGAAGGGAGGACGCAAGAUGGGAUUUAACCUUGAUUAUGAUGAUAAGGACAGCAGUUACAACCGGAUUAAGAGCCUGGUGACAGAGGAGUUAAAGCAGUAUUUUAGGCCGGAAUUCUUAAAUAGAUUGGAUGAGAUGAUUGUUUUCCGUCAACUAUCCAAGCUGGAGGUCAAGGAUAUUGCCGAUAUAAUGUUGAAGGAGGUCUUCGAGAGGUUGAAGGCCAAGGAAAUAGAGCUUCAAGUGACGGAGAGAUUUAGGGAUAGGGUGGUUGAAGAAGGGUAUAACCCAUCCUAUGGUGCAAGGCCUUUGCGAAGAGCUAUAAUGAGGCUCCUCGAGGAUAGCAUGGCUGAGAAAAUGCUUUCAGGAGAAAUCAAAGAAGGUGAUUCUGUUAUUAUAGAUGUCGAUUCUGAUGGGAAUGUUGCUGUGCUCAAUGGCCAAAGUGGUGGUGCUCCUGAUGCCUUGCCAGAUGUGUUGAACGUUGCGUAG
Messenger RNA from Dovyalis caffra, 2781 nucleotides. Lineage: Eukaryota; Viridiplantae; Streptophyta; Magnoliopsida; Malpighiales; Salicaceae. The record is from the annotation of a GenBank genome assembly.